UUGUUUGUACUUUCAUAUCGGACUUUCCGCUCAGGCAGAGUCGUCAGCGCGGUCAUCACUCCGGGAGGGCAGUUGAAAAGCCGCGAAAAGAUAGAACCGUUGUUAACUCCGCCUACGAACAAACCAUGCUUCCAUUCAUCUCAUGCAGCGGCCAGUGAAAGACGACGUCUGGCGAUGGUCAUUGACGACUGGUCAAUGGAUCAACGCAGGGCACCGAAAACUCACUUCGGGGAGCUGUCACUCGUCGACGGUUGGUCGAUGGCCGGCAGGGACGGGCGGGUGGUUGGCGAGCAGGCCGAAAACUUGGCAGCAUUGGCGUUGAUAAAGCCGACCGACGAACGAACGAACGAGGAGCGAUCGUAUAUCGCGACGGAGGCCAGCGACCGAGCUCCUGACGACCGACGACCGACGACUGCCGACUGUCGAUGCCUCGUCCUCAGAGAAUCGGCGGCACUCGCCGCCAUCGACGCCAGCCGAAUGGUCGACCUUCGAGCUGGCUCCAAGCCGGCCUCCAAACGCAGGCUACCACCAAACUUUCGUUCUCCGUGA
Soboliphyme baturini is the source of this 549-nucleotide messenger RNA. The record is from the annotation of a GenBank genome assembly. Lineage: Eukaryota; Metazoa; Nematoda; Enoplea; Dioctophymatida; Soboliphymatidae.